CAUUAUUGUUCCCUGUCGAUCCUCGAAGUCUCGGUCUUUAUCGUUCCCAAGACCCCGUGGCUCUGACAAAUGCACAGGAGCUUUCUUGUCUCAUCGCGCGCUCCAGUCGAUCCAUCUCACGAUCUAUCCUUUCGUUAUCUUUUCCCAAACCCUACCACUGCUUGACUCGAAAGACGACUCGAAUUUCACUUCUAUCCGCUUCAUCCAUUAUUUAGUCCCGAAAGCCUCGUCGUUGCGCGCUCCGCUCGCAAACACUCUCCCUCAUGGGUCGAAGAAAGAUCGAGAUUAAAGCGAUCAAAGAUGAUCGCAAUCGCUCAGUAACUUUCCUGAAACGAAAGGGCGGUCUCUUCAAGAAGGCACAUGAACUCGCAGUUUUAUGCUCUGUGGAUGUUGCAGUUAUCAUUUUCGGUCAUAACAAAAAGCUCUAUGAGUUCUCUUCUUGUGAUAUGCAGGAUGCUCUCUACCGACAUAAAUUUCUCUGUCCUCCGCAUGAACACAAAGGACCAGAAGACUUUAACGGCAAACGCGACGACGAUGACGAUGACGAAGAAGAGGCCACGCCUGCCCCCGAUGAGUUUCAUGCGCCCAGCCAGAACCCUCCUCAGAUGAUGGCUGUGCCUCAUCCUGGCUUCCAACACGUGAAUCACGCACCCUCUGCCUCUCCUCCGAUCCACAACGGCAUGCCCUUUGAUCCGCGGCAUGGUACACCACAGCCACAAGGAGCUUCUAGGCCGUCAUCGAGGAAUCACCUACGUCGCGUGAGCUCGAAUCUUGGGGGUCCUCCCCAUCAUGGAACCCCGCCUCCGCCCCCGCCUUCAAACAACUUUUCCUACAUGCCGAAUCCCUCUGUCUACAAUCCAAACGCACCUCAUAACAUGAGUCAGCAGCCGCCACGUCCUCCUCAAUUUGCGCAUUAUGGGCACCAUCCACAGGGGCCCCAGCAUCAACCACCGCACCCUCAGCAUCAUCAAAUGCCGCCACAUUCUGUGCCUCCCCAGUCGAUGACCCCUCAGCCGAUGCCACUUCACCCCCAUGCGCAUCCACAACAGCAUCACCCACAGCAUCACCCACAGCAUCACCCACAGCAUCCCCCGCACGCUCUCGCACAACCACCCACUACUAUGGCGAUGUCACAGCCACCUCAUCCAUCCAUACCUCAUGUGGCUCAGCCGUAUAUGGCAGACCAACAUCCGCAUCCACAGCGCACAGCAUCCCUCCCUGAGGCACAGUCAGACCAACUGCAAGCGAAUUUGAAAACGGAAAGAGCACAAUCUCCUCCUCUUAUAAAACCCCUUUCGAAUGCAAAAUCGCGUAGUAUCUUUACGCCGAUUGACGACCAUGGGUCUGUUUUGGCACGCAAUUUUAUUGUAGGGUUUGGGGACAAUGCAAGCGUCAAGACCGAGUCAGUACAGAAUGAAGCCGAUGAGAAAAAGCCGCUGAAGAAACCCUCACCUCCGGUACGGGCCAAAACCGAAGCUCCUCCUUCCAACCCUCCAUCAGAAAUCAAACCCCCUGUGCGAACCAACAGUGGCACAUUAGGGUCCAAGCGACCACAACUGAAAGUCCAGAUACCGAGCGAGAAUUCAGACCGGGGUAGCGCGACCGCGGAAUCAUCGUCCUCUGCGGGAAAUAAGGCUGUAACUUCUGCAAAACUGGAUGCGAGUCAUCCGGGUGUAGUAUUGCCGCCGCCUUCUCCAUCGGCAGGUGCGAUACACAGUGCAGGUGCUCAAGGGCCGCCGAAUCCGUUUGCCAGGCCCCCGCCUCCGUCGACCACGGCCGCGGCGGCACAGAACACCACUGCUUACAACAACAAUAACAACAUCGAGACGCCGAUCUCGGCCUUGCCAAGCAGGUUUGUCUCGGAUGCGCUUCUUCCGUCACCAUCCAGUUUCUUUCCCGCCGAGUGGGGAUUUGGCAGGUCUGGUCCAGACAGCAAUAUACUCCCGAGUCCGCUAGUGUUUCCCACUCCCCAGGUGCAGAACGGUCCAGGCUUUGGGCGAGAAGAAGAGCAAGAUAAGAAGCGCAAGAGCCCAGACGGCGGCCCCACGGGGGAAGGCGCUGCAAAGAAAGCAAAAACAUGA
Messenger RNA from Aspergillus nidulans FGSC A4, 2081 nucleotides. It is a transcript of the gene rlmA, whose product is annotated as SRF-type transcription factor RlmA. Gene Ontology annotation, cellular component: nucleus. Gene Ontology annotation, molecular function: DNA binding; RNA polymerase II transcription regulatory region sequence-specific DNA binding; protein dimerization activity. NCBI's taxonomy places the organism in Eukaryota, Fungi, Ascomycota, Eurotiomycetes, Eurotiales, Aspergillaceae. Gene Ontology annotation, biological process: regulation of DNA-templated transcription; DNA-templated transcription; positive regulation of transcription by RNA polymerase II. Bases 264 to 2081 code for a protein of 605 amino acids. The transcript is spliced from 4 exons. The record is from RefSeq and is a predicted model, not a curated record.